UUGUGCAUCAAUUGGUCACCGCCAGCCGCCCAGGCUUACGUACGUGCAAGUGUUGUGAGCGUGUUUUUGGUUUUUUAGUUUAGCACAUUUUGGAUUUAUUAUUUAUCUAGAAUGAAGACCUCAUAGUGCAGCACUCAGCAUGGUCGGCUACUUGUGGGCCGUCGUCGCGGUGGGCGUCUACAUCGCCGUCACAAAUGCCCAGAACAGCCAGAUCUGUCCGCCCAGAAGUGAGCUGGAGCCCUGCGCUUGCACACCCAAGAAGAACGGUCUGGACAUCCUCUGCGAGUUCACCGACCUUCAACACAUCAGCAAAGCCAUGGCGGUGCUGAAGGGGAAGCCCUCCAUCGUCAUCUUCUACCUCAAGCUGAGGCACAACAACCUUCCCAAGCUGCAGAGCUUCGUGUUUCUCGGGGUCGACAUAAGACAUCUGACCAUUCACAAUAGUUCCUUGUCGGUCAUUGAGGAGUCCUCUCUUAGCUCUAUGGGUAAAGGACUUACUCAGCUGGAUCUGUCCCAGAACAAGUUAAAUCUAGUCCCGUCUCCAGCGUUCCGCAAUCUUCACCACCUUCUAAUACUGAACAUGAACCAUAACCGUGUCAACGCGCUGCACUCCAAGGCUUUCGAGGGGCUGGACACCCUUGAGAUUCUCACCCUCUACGAGAACAAGAUCACCAACAUCGAGAGCGACGCGUUCAAAGGAUUAGACAAGAAGCUAAAGCGACUGAACCUCGGUGGUAACAAACUGACGAGUGUUCCGCAAGAAGCGUUCUCAAUUCUUGACACUCUCAAGAAACUGGAACUUCAAGAAAACAGCAUCACGUCAAUAACCGAGGGGGACUUUGAGGGGCUCCACAACCUGGAUUCACUAGGUCUGGCCCACAACCAUCUGAGGGAGGUUCCAGCAAGAGUGUUCUCACAUCUAACACAACUCAACUCACUAGAGCUAGACGGCAACCAGAUCACUCACAUUGAUGUUGACGCAUUCGUUGGACUUGAGGAGAACCUGCAAUAUCUCCGCCUCGGCGACAACAACCUUCACGAGAUCCCUAGUGAUGCUUUGCGUCGUCUGCAUCGUCUCCGUCAUCUGGACCUGAGGGCCAACAACAUCACAGUCAUCGCCGAGGACGCCUUCUCUGGCUACGGUGACUCCAUCACCUUCCUCAACCUGCAGAAGAACGACAUCAAGAUACUACCAGCUAUGGCGUUUGACAACCUCAACUCCCUGGAAACGUUGAACCUCCAGAACAACAAGUUGACUCACAUCCCCGAGGAGAUCAUGGAGCCCAUAGUGGACACGCUGCGAGUGGUCGACAUCAUGGACAACCCCCUCAUCUGCGACUGCCAGUUGCGCUGGUUCCGCGACUGGAUCAAGAACCUCAAGGACAAGGAUGACGAGAUGAUGCAGAAGAAGAGGACGUUGUGCACGAUGAUGCCGGAGCACCAGGAGUACUACGUGCAGAACCUGCCUCUGGACAAGAUGAACUGCGUCAGCAAAGGACUGAUACGCGGCAGAGCGUCAGCAGCAGUGGCCACUUGUAUGCUGCCCUACGUGCUGACGACCGUUGUGACGUGCUCAGUCAGACCGUGGACACUUCUCUAAGAGGUCAAAGUUCAACGAAAGUGCGCUGUGUCCAUCCGGAGACAUCGGUUUAUUCCUAGAACCAUAGACAAAUAGAAUGAAAUAUAGACAUCCGUGUUGUGGUUAGCACUAGUUCUGGCGUCCACGGCUAGGAGCGCGGUAUUAAGGCGCACGAGCUAUGCAACUACACGGCACUCCAAGUGGUGGACGCCAGAACUAAUGCUAGCCGCAGUAUGGCUGUUCUAUAUGUCAUUCUAUUUGUCUAUUCUAGUACGAAUGGUUUUGCACGGUUAGAUGAGAUUAAAUUCACAGGCAUCGUUAUAUAGUAAGAAGCAUAAUCGAUAAGUACCACUAAUCCAAGGUUGUGUAACCCCUUUACACUUUUAGUUUAGUUUCCUUGGAGGAUGAUAUUAUUUUAAUUUUUUUUUAAUGAUAAUUAACUCUUCAGCAGCCGUUUGAAACUAUCCAAGAUGGCCGCUUCAACGACUCUUACAUCUGCGUUCCUUUUAAACGCUGAUUACUCUUGUCAAAGGAGAAUGAUUCAGUUUAUAAGCGAUAAAUUAUUUGAUGCUAUCCAUCCUUUACGUGUUAAAUUAUUUUAAUGUUUUGUUUCUCAUUGGUAAAUUUAAAUUUGUUAGUAUCCAGAUUGAGAAGAAGGAAUUGGAUUAAGCAAACUUUACCAUAAAGCCUUUAUUAUUAUCAUUUUUUACGCCCCUUGCGAUCUUUUUCCGGAUAGCCACAGCGCAGUCUUCGGUGGAAGUGAGACUUUGAACAGUUUGAAACGACUCGGGAACGAAUUUUGACAAAUCAAAAUGUUCUGUCUUUCCGGUAUAUUUAGUCUUGGAGGAAUAGUUAUUUUAAUUCUAAACUGUCACAAAAGGUGAUGGACAAGAUAAUUUAAUUAUAAUCCUUACAUUAGGCUAUUAAGUGUUGAAACAAUUGCAAAUUUGCAGAUGUGUGAUUUUAAAAUUUAAAUAUUGUGUCAUAUCGAUUAACAAUGUUAACAUUGAGGUUAUAAGUAAUUGUUGCUUAUAUUAUUUGGAAUGAGCAUUGUCUAGUUUAUAUUUGAGGUUCGCUAGUGCUCUUUUAAUAUAUCACAUUAUCUUUACCUGUAUGUACAAUAAAUUUCCAAUUAAAUGUUUAGCAAUGAUAAUUUAAUGUUAUAUUGGUUUAGCCUAAACCGAAGAAAAAAAUAUCAACAAAUAAAGUUGUAACAAAAUACGACCUAACAAUGUAAACUAUUAAGUAACAAUUUACUAUGGCAAAUUAAGUUUUUAUUUAAUAUGAUAUAACUAUUUAAAAAUAUAUAAGUUUUAAUUAUCGAUUAGUCUAGAUUAUUGGCAAAUUUAAUAUAUUUUUAUUAGAUAAAUUUUAUACUUAAAAAUUUAAAUACACUAUACACCCUUCCAGAAUCGUUUCAAAAUUCCGAAAUUGUUUUGAAUAAUUAGCGAUUUAGGUACAUGUAUUUAGAAGACAAAAAAUUAUUUUCCUAACAUUACAAACUCAUUCCAAACAAAACAGCUAAGGUGGUUUGUAAAAUUUUUACACCACACUUCCAAAAUUGUUAACACAACAUUCCAUGGCAAAAAGUUGAUUUAUCUUAGAAACUAAGUUUGUUAAACCUCGUAAGUUUCGUUAAGUUAGUAGUUUAGUGCUAUGUUUUGUACAUAAUGGACACGACCAGAGAAUCAUGUUCAUACUAUAAGUGUUCUACUAGCUUAUGUGUAAUUUCUGCUUAGAAUAGAUUCCCAUAAUUUCUUGUGCUAGUGUUCUUUUUCCCAUCUAGCUUUGACAGAUUUUGACUUGCGAAAUCUUCGACGUUUCAAGCGAUGUAAAUAUUGUCGAGGCUCGAAACGAAUUUUUCGCUUACGUUACGUAGUUUAUGUAUAAAAAUAUGUAAAUGUAUUUUUUUAAUAACGUAAUUUAGGCCGCCGUGGCGGAAACGAACCAUUCACACACAUAUCGAAGCCCGGGUGUUGAGAUGCCUCUAAGGCCACACUACAGCCCGGGGUGACAUUUUAUACAUCUGUUGAAUUAAAAUUGUUAAGGGUUUAUGUAUACAUAUCAGUGGCAACUACACAUAUCUCGAUACAUAUCGUCUUUGGUGUAUAAUUCUAAGUGUGCGUGCGCGUUUGAAUCUAUCGUGUCUUACCAAUUAACUGUUUCACAUCUCGGUUGCAUUUAAGUGAUAACUGAACUAUGUAUGUGAUGUGGUUGAAAGAAUAAAUUAUUAUUGAAAGUU
Molecule: messenger RNA, 3821 nt
Organism: Macrosteles quadrilineatus (aster leafhopper)
Lineage: Eukaryota; Metazoa; Arthropoda; Insecta; Hemiptera; Cicadellidae
Product: leucine-rich repeats and immunoglobulin-like domains protein 3
Exons: 8
Coding region: 140-1600 (486 amino acids)
Molecular function (GO): protein binding
Source: RefSeq, a predicted model, not a curated record